CCCUUGCUUCCCCCGUUCCCAACUCAAUUUUUUUAAACUACCUUGUAUUGCAAUUUGCAGCACAUAGUAAAUAACUAAGCAAAAAUGGUAAAGCACUCAUCUUUCUAUUGCACAUUAACUAAAAAAGUUCAGUAAACCCAAAAAAAUCAGCCUCAUUCCUCCACCUUCUCUUAUUCCAAAGCACUCCCCCCACCCACCAUACCAUUUUUCAAAAAGAGUCCGCUCCAAAUAAUAAAUUCAAACAAAUACAAAGAGGCCGAAAGAAGAACAGAAGAUCGGAUAUAAACAGAGAGAGCUCUCUUCGACGCUUCGUUCUCUUCAAAAUCUUUAGAAUUUGUGGGGGUUUGGGAACUAUGGACCCUGCGGUGCUGGAUGACAUUAUCAACAGGUUAUUGGAGUAUCGGCAGGGGCGGGCAGGGAAGCAGGUCCAGCUCAUGGAGACCGAGAUCCGCCAGCUCUGCACUGUUUCUAGGGAGAUCUUCCUCCAGCAGCCCAAUCUUCUGGAGCUCGAAGCCCCCAUCAAGAUCUGCGGUGACAUUCAUGGACAAUAUACUGAUCUUUUGAGGCUUUUUGAGUAUGGGGGUUUUCCUCCCAAUGCCAAUUAUUUAUUCCUUGGAGACUACGUAGACCGUGGCAAGCAGAGUUUGGAAACAAUAUGCCUUUUGCUUGCUUAUAAAAUCAAAUAUCCUGAGAACUUCUUUCUUUUGAGAGGGAAUCAUGAAUGUGCUUCAAUUAAUCGGAUAUAUGGAUUUUAUGAUGAAUGUAAACGCCGGUUCAAUAUAAGAAUUUGGAAAACUUUUACUGAUUGUUUUAAUUGUCUUCCUGUGGCUGCACUCAUAGACGACAAAAUAUUGUGCAUGCAUGGUGGCCUUUCCCCUGAUUUAACAAAUUUAGAUCAAAUCAGGAACUUACCUCGUCCAGCUGAUGUUCCGGACUCUGGUUUGCUUUGUGAUUUACUUUGGUCAGAUCCUGGUAGAGAUGUCAAAGGCUGGGCAAUGAACGAUCGUGGAGUCUCUUACACUUUUGGUGCUGAUAGCCUUUCAGAAUUCUUAACAAAGAAUGACAUGGACCUUGUUUGUCGUGCCCAUCAGGUUGUUGAGGAUGGAUAUGAAUUCUUUGCUCACAGGCAGCUUGUUACAAUAUUCUCUGCUCCCAAUUACUGUGGUGAAUUCGAUAAUGCUGGUGCUAUGAUGAGUGUUGAUGAAAGCUUAAUGUGUUCUUUUCAAAUCCUUAAGCCAGCUGAUAAAAAGCGCAAGUUCAUUUGAACAGAGCCAAUGAGGACUGCAGUCUGAACGCUCCUUAAGCUUGCUAAUCUAUGGGCUCGUGAAACCUUGCUUGCAGAAUGCCUCUCCCAUCACUCAGGAAAGAACACUUAGAAGAUGAAAAGGCUGGCUUUGAAGCUCCUUCAAACUUCAGUUGAACAUCUAGUAUCAUUUUGUGUUGGAGGUAUGAAUUACACGUUCAAAAUGUCUUGAGAAGGAGCUGAAUGACUUCUCAUUUAGGAGCCAAUUGCCUUUUAGGGUGGUGGCAAAGGCAGAAUUUUCGCUUUAAUCAGUUGUCAAAGCUCUCACCGAAAUUGUGGUGUGAGUAAAUGUAUUGGGUUUCGUAAAUGACUGCCUGUGUAGACAGACUAUGGUCACUGAUUGAAAAAUGUUUGAUCUGCCAACAUUUUCAGUUAUCGAAUAGUUUCACUUGCUUUUUUCUUUUC
Molecule: messenger RNA, 1708 nt
Organism: Juglans regia (Persian walnut)
Lineage: Eukaryota; Viridiplantae; Streptophyta; Magnoliopsida; Fagales; Juglandaceae
Product: serine/threonine-protein phosphatase PP1
Exons: 4
Coding region: 354-1265 (303 amino acids)
Cellular component (GO): cytoplasm; nucleus
Molecular function (GO): protein serine/threonine phosphatase activity
Source: RefSeq, a predicted model, not a curated record